GGAUAGAGGGUCAGCUGAGGCCCACGGCUUGAGAGUCGGCGAGGAAUUCCCCAGCAGCACAAGCCGCGCUCCCCAACACUCUCUGGGCUUGAGACCCACCAACGGAUGGGAAGACCGCAGAGCGGAGCAUGGGAAAGAACAGAGGACAGACAGGGCUGGCACUCAGAGUCCACAGUCCGGACCUGAGAGGGACAUACAAGUGCCAUAUGUCACCCAGGGCCUGGAAAUCAUAAAGGCACGUCCAGGUUCGAAGUCAUGCUCUGUGGGGAGGGCGGCAAGGACCGGCCCUCUGGUGGUCUGGGGAAAGGCUGGAGGGGUCAGUUUCUCAGGGAUGUGGUGCAGUGGGUGCAGGGCAGAGGGGUCGGAGCCAGCAGACUGCAUUCAUUCCAAAGUAAUCUCAUCCAGAGUGCCUCCUCGUCUGAGUUAAGUUCAGGAGAACUGUUUGUGCAACUAAGAAGCACUUUCCCUCUGGGUCCAAGAGCCCACCCUGAGCCUCACUCCCCGGCGAAGGGGUUUGAGCUGGAGGGACCCCCCAGGGCCACGUACGAAUGGGCCAGGGAAGCUACUCAGCCGGCUCCCUAGCCGGUCCUGGUCCAGUCCGGGGAUGGUUCUCACAUCACGGGGCAAAGGCGCCCCGGCUGGACUCCUCAGUGUGGAAAGGAUCGCCGUUUCCUCGGAAGGAAACUGUCACACUGGAAGGACGGGGCUGCUACUGCAGGGCGCAGGGCCUGGCCCACGGCAGACACAGGUUUUAAAAGACCUGGAUGCCCCUUUCCGAGAGGUCCCUAGUGAGGGGCUACACGGAGCUAGAGAUUCAGUACAGCCCCAGCGGCUGGGUCGUCCGACGGGGAGCAGAGGAGACCCUGAGGACCUACUCACAGAUAGGAGACGAGGGUCCAGCAGCUUGCCUAAACCCCGUGACGGGUGCACAUCUGAACUCGUAGUCCCCCGAACCACGCCUCCCCCCAGGAGGACCAGCCGCCAGCGAGCCACCAAGAGGGCCCAGGCCGCCAGGGGGAGCCUGCUGCACGUCCCCUACGGAGACAGGGAACGAGAGAGACUGGACAUCUACUUUCCUGAGGACGAGUCUGAGGCUUUGCCCUUCUUUGUGUUUUUCCACGGAGGGUACUGGCAGAGUGGAAGUAAAGACUCGUCGGCCUUCAUGGUCAGCCCACUGACAGCCCAGGGAGUGGCCGUGGUGGUAGUGUCUUAUGACAUCGCCCCCAAAGGCACCCUGGACCAGAUGGUGGACCAGGUGACCCAGAGCAUCGCGUUUGUCCAGAAGCGGUAUCCGUGCAAUGAGGGGAUUUACCUGUGUGGACACUCAGCUGGGGCCCACCUGGCCGCCAUGAUGCUGCUAGCCAACUGGACCAAGCAUGGAGCCACACCCAACCUCAAAGGCUUUUUCCUGGUCAGUGGGAUCUACGACCUGGAGCCCAUCAUGCACAUCCCUGAGAACGAGGCUCUCCUCAUGACCCUAGAGGAUGCUCAGAGGAACAGCCCACAGCGGUGCCUGGAGGUCGCCCUGACGCAGCCCGUGGAUGCAGCCUGCCCCGUGCUGGUGAUUGUGGGCCAACACGACUCCCCCGAAUACCACCGACAGUCCAGGGAGUUUUAUCAGGCUUUGCGCCGAGGAGGGUGGAAAGCCUCGUUUGAAGAACUCGAUGAUGUGGAUCACUUUGAGAUCAUUUGGAACCUCACCCAGAAGGACUACGUGCUCACCCAGAUGAUUUUGAAAACAAUCUUCCAGGAGUCCUGACAGCGCCUGAACCCCAGCUGGUGUGCACCGGAUUUGUGAAGCUUCUCUGAAGAGCCCGACAGCGUCCCUUCCUGUCAGCCCUCAGCUUUCCCCGGCGCCCAGCAGCGCCUUCGUUUGAGUCCCUUCUCGCAGCCCUGAACACGAGUACAAAUCUCCGUGGCCUCUCCUGGCCUGGAUGGAGCAGCCUCCAGGGAAGGUCCGGCCCAGGUCAACACUGCGUGAUGCCCGGAACUGCCUCUCGGCCAAGUCUGGCCCCCAAGCCUGCUGAGAGGGCGUGACAAAAAUGACAGCUCCUAACCACACGUGGACUAACCAUCCAGCUCGAUGCCUGUUUUUGUAUGACCUACAAGCUGAGAAUGACUUUAUGUUUUUAAACGGUUGAAAAAAAUCAAAAAAGAAUAUUAUUUCGUGACAUGUCAAAAUUAUAUAAAAUUCAGAUUUCAGCAUCCAUCAGUAAAAUUUUAUCAGAGCACAGCCCCGUUCAUUCGUUUACGAAUUGUCUGUGAUGGCUUUUGAGCUACAGCGGCAAAGUUGGGUAGUUGUGUUCGAGAUAUAUGACCCCCAAAACCUAAAAUAUUUACUAUCUGGUUCUUUACAGAAUAAGUUUGCCAACCGUUUUGUAAGAGUUGCCCAAACCAGUUUUUGUUGUGUCUUUUGCUUCCCUUCUUUGUCUGCUCCGUCCUGGGCCCCACCUGACCUUUGGGUCUGUCCCUGAACGCCCUGGGAUGUUAGCCUCGGGGCUGACACCUUGACUGUGAGAGGACAAUGACAUCCCCAGGUAGGACACACUUCUGGCCUCCCCAGGGCUGUGUGCACUCAGUUCCCGAGGAGCCAGCUAUGUCUACCCACACCCUCCACGGCCCACCCCCUCUCUCCGCCACUCUGCAUAGCUAGCAGGUCAAGAAUGAUUAAUUAUAGUAAAAGUAGGAAAUGGCCUGAAUAUUCAUCAGUAGGGAAUAAAUACAUCUAAACAGCCAACCACCCUGUAGCCAUUAGAAAGAGACCUGCGUUUAGAUCUCCAAGACAUUUGUUACAUGACGAAAAGCAAGAUGCUCACGAUACAAUAUAAGACCAUGUCAGUAACCUUUCAUCACACGCAUUCACAAAACGACGUGUUUCUGCAUGUGCCCAGUGUGUGAAUGCAGAGAAAAAGGUUGGGGAGGACCCACACCUCGUGCCUCUGCUCCUCCCCGGGCAGUGGGGCUGGGAACAGGGGGAGUGGGGUGUUGGCUUUGUCUGGAUUCUUUGUAUCUUUUAGGAUAAGAAUGUAAUGAGUCUUUAAAUGUACUAUGUAAUUUGAAACAUUAAAAUAUUCGAAAAGCUUCAGCAUGCAGGCAGAUGA
Messenger RNA from Equus caballus (horse), 3101 nucleotides. RefSeq names its product arylformamidase (gene AFMID). NCBI's taxonomy places the organism in Eukaryota, Metazoa, Chordata, Mammalia, Perissodactyla, Equidae. Gene Ontology annotation, molecular function: lipase activity; arylformamidase activity. The record is from RefSeq and is a predicted model, not a curated record.